Molecule: messenger RNA, 1361 nt
Organism: Rhodamnia argentea
Lineage: Eukaryota; Viridiplantae; Streptophyta; Magnoliopsida; Myrtales; Myrtaceae
Product: protein bfr2-like
Exons: 2
Coding region: 434-1174 (246 amino acids)
Source: RefSeq, a predicted model, not a curated record
CUCUCCUCUUUCUGAGAUGGAAGCGAAGGCUGCUUCUUCCUCUGUGUUCCGAUAAAUAGGAAAGAGAUAAAGGAAAAGGUGGUACUCUCUGUACACCCAGAGAAGCCGUAGCUAAGAAUCUCAUCCCCACUAGACAGUCAGAGCGUACGCGAUAUCGCAAACCCAGAUCUUCUUCUCCUUCGUGCCUAGCAGGCAGAGAGAAGAGAGAGAGAGAGAGAGCGAUUGAUGACAAGAAGCCCCUUCCAGAUUUGGAAGCCCAAGAGGAGAAGAAGAAGACGAAGAGGCGAAGGUUGAUUUGAUUUCCUUCGACCCCUUUUUCUCUUAUCUUUUUCGCCUCCUCUGUUUUUUUUCUGGCGGGGGGUUUUCGGUGGAAUUUUUCUUUCGGGUGUCUUUGGGUCGAAACGAAGAGGGGCGAGUUUCGAGGGGGUCCUUAAUGGAGGUGUUGGUGGGGUCCGCGCUGGGGAUCGAAGUGAGCUCGGCGUCGGCGUUCGUCAGGGAGCGCGCCGCCGGAGACCAUUCGGAGACGGGCUUCGGGGCGGGCCGGCCGGCGAAGUCGGAGGAGGAGGAGGAGGAGGACAAUUCAUCGUCGGGGAAGUCGUCGUCGAUCGGAGUCCCGGACGACAGCGACGAGGAGGAGGAAGACGGCGUCGUGUCGUCGGAGGAUGCCAAGGGAGGCUUUAGGAAAGGCGGGUUCGGAUCUUUUGGAUCUCUAGCUGCGCUCGAGGACUCUCUUCCCAUCAAGAGGGGGCUGUCGAACCAUUUCUCGGGGAAAUCGAAGUCGUUCAACAACUUGUCUGAGGCGAAUCUGACGGAGGCGGUGAGCAGCGCCAGGGAUCUGGAGAAGCCGGAGCACCCCUUCAACAAGAAGCGGCGGAUCCUCCGCUGGUCCAAGAACUUCCCUCUCCUGUCCACCGCCAAGUCGAUGCCCCUCUUCCCCCUCAGCGAAGAGGACGACGAUCAUCGCGAAGGAGGGGACGACGGCAACGGCGACGGCGGCGGCGAAGGCGACGGAGACGGCGAGAGAGGCAAGGCCGUCGCGGGCCGCCACUGGAGGAAGCACAGCGUGUUCAAGUCCUCGAGCUGCUUCGCACUGUCAGAUCUGCACGAGGAGGACGAGGAAGACGGCGACGGCGACGACGAGGAGGACGAGGAAGAAGAAGAUGGAGGAAAUUGAUUUCCUUUUUUGUUUAAUUUUAUGUUUUUGGUAAUUUUAACCUAACUUUAUGUUCCCAAAACAUCAAUAUGGACAAUAAAUAGAUGAAUUAUCCUCGUUAAUUAACAUGGGAUGUGGUCUAGUUUGGACAUGGGAAGCUUUGGAUGAGGAUAAUAAAAAAUUUUAAUGACAGAUUUUUAGAUUAUUA